AUGUCUAUGUUUGAGGAUGUCACACGGGCCCUGGCUAGACAGCUGAACCCUGGAGAUGAUCUGACACCCAUAGACAGCCUCUUUGACUUGAGAUGCUUCAGUCCGUUGUCCCUGGUGCUGAGGAAGAGGAAAAGGACAUGGUUCUGGGGAGCCCGCUAUGUCUGCUCCAACUACACUCUCCUGGAUGUGCUGGAGCCAGGCAGCUCCCCCUCAGAUCCGACAGACAGUGGCAACUUUAGCUUUAAGAAUAUGCUGGAUGUCCAAGUACAGGGACUUGUGGAAGUGCCAAAGACAGUGAAGGUAAAGGAGACUGAGGGCCUGUCACGAAGCAGCACACUGGAGAUUCAGACACUCAGCGUGGCUCCCUUGGCUCUGGAGAACUUGAGGAAGGAGAGGAAACUGUCAGCAGACCACCCAUUCCUGAAGGAGAUGCGGGAACGCGGGGAGAACCUCUAUGUGGUGAUGGAGGUGGUGGAAACCCUACAGGAAGUCACUCUGGAGCGAGCUGGCAAGGCAAAUACAAACUUCUCUCUCCCCAGCUUUGCCCUACUGGGACUACAGGGAUCCGUGAACCACAAGGAGGGUGUAACCAUCCCCAAGGGCUGUGUCCUGGUCUAUCGAGUGAAACAACUGAUGAUCAAUGGGGAAGAUAAGUGGGAAAUUCCGCACAUUUGCAAUGACAGCAUGAAAACCUUUAACCCCCUGAUCACACCCCGGAGCCUCUCCAAACCUGUAGAGAUGUUAUCUGAAAAGCCAGGAGAAGAGAAGCUCGUUCGGGAGAUGCACAAAGACUUCAAGACAUUAAAGAAAGAGGUGCAGCGAGAGACUCAAGAAGUGGAGAAGUUGAGUCCAGUGGGGCAAAGCUCCCUACUCACUUCCCUCAGCCAUCUCCUAGGAAAGAAGAAAGAGCUCCAGGACCUUGAGCAGAAGCUUGAAGGGGCUCUACGCAAGGGACAGGAAGUGACCUUAGAAGCACACCCCAAAGAUGCCCUGCUGUCAAAUGACACUAUGGUCGCCAUCCUCUACUUCCUCGGGGCUCUGACAGAGCUAAGUGAAGAACAACAGAAGCUUCUAGUGAAAUCCUUGGAGAAAAAGAUCCUACCGGUGCAACUGAAGCUGGUUGAAAACAUCUUGGAGCAGAACUUCCUGCAAGAUAAAGAGGGUGUUUUCCCCCUGCAACCUGAUCUGCUCUCCUCCCUUGGAGAAGAGGAACUGAUCCUAACAGAAGCACUGGUGGGACUAAGCGGCCUAGAAGUCCAGAGAUCAGGCCCCCAGUACACGUGGAAUCCAGACACUCGCCACAACCUCUGUGCCCUCUAUGCUGGCCUCUCCCUCCUUCACCUGCUAAGCAGGGAAUCCUAA
Molecule: messenger RNA, 1362 nt
Organism: Mus caroli (Ryukyu mouse)
Lineage: Eukaryota; Metazoa; Chordata; Mammalia; Rodentia; Muridae
Source: RefSeq, a predicted model, not a curated record